CCGUUGCAGAAACGACAGAGAACCGUGGAGGAUUUCAACCAGUUCUGCACCUUUGUUUUGGCCUACGCGGGCUACAUCCCCUACCCUGAGGAGGUAAGUGGGCUUGUGAGGUGCAGCAUGAGUCCCCAGAACAGCACGGGGAGCACUCAGGACAGCGAUAGCUGGGCCUCGUCCCACUCCUCCGACUGCCACAUCCUGACAGAUGAUGGGAGGAGCAGGAACGCUGUGGCCAGGGGGGCUGCGGACAACAGCCUGCUUGUGAGCUGCCCUGCCUUCCCCACCAGCUUCUACGAUGUCCGACCCCAGCAAACCAAACGGAAGAAACCACCAGCAAAGAAACUCAUUUUGGAGCAGGAGGUGGAGAAGAGGGUGCCGCUGAGCACUGGGAAGGGCUUCGGGGCAGAGCAGGACGGGGUGAAGGAGCUGGCUGCACUGGAGGGACAGGUGUCUCCCAUGAAAGAGCAGCUCUUGGAGCCUUCCCUCAACCCGGCUGGGGACCCCCAGCCCAACUCCCUCCUGGAGGAGCUGAUGAAGGAGGAGAAGGACUGGGUGCACGGAGUGCAGGAGACCGAGAAGCCAGCAGGAGACAAUCCUCAGCUACAGGAGCAUGAACCCUGCUCUGGAGGGAGAAAAAGCCCCAAUUCUUGUAGUACCUUGGACCAAAGCGAAGGGGAAGAUGCAAGCAGAGGGAGCUCCCAGCUUAGUGACGACGAUGCCUGGGAUCUGAUCACCUGCUUCUGCCUGAAGCCCUUCGCAGGGAGGCCCAUGAUCGAAUGUAACGAAUGCGCUACCUGGAUCCACCUCUCUUGUGCCAAGAUCCGCAAAUCCAACGUGCCUGAGGUUUUCAUCUGCCAGCGAUGCCGCGAUGCCAAGCAGGAGAUUCGCCGCUCGAACCGAGCUCGGACGGUGCCCCGCAAACGCUUCUGUGACUGA
Messenger RNA from Balearica regulorum gibbericeps (East African grey crowned-crane), 933 nucleotides. The record is from RefSeq and is a predicted model, not a curated record. NCBI's taxonomy places the organism in Eukaryota, Metazoa, Chordata, Aves, Gruiformes, Gruidae.